AUGCCUCUUGGCCGGCAUCUCCGCUGGCCCAGGAAGGCGUGGAGGGGUUGUCCACCGCCGGAGGCCCCUGGCCCUCUCUCCCUGCCCCUGGGCAGGACGCCUUCCUCUGUAGGGACCAGUGCCGCCUCCGAGCGUCUCCUUCCUGAUGGGCCUGUUGACCUGCAGCUGGGCUCACCAGCUCCAGCGCUUUUCGGGGGCCAGGCAGGGGACACGCGUGAACCCAGGCUGGGCGCGUCCUGCGGGGCGGCCCCGGCAGGCUGCCUUGGCGUCAGGACACCUGGGUGGUGGGGACUGGGGUAA
Molecule: messenger RNA, 300 nt
Organism: Rangifer tarandus platyrhynchus (Svalbard reindeer)
Lineage: Eukaryota; Metazoa; Chordata; Mammalia; Artiodactyla; Cervidae
Source: the annotation of a GenBank genome assembly